Messenger RNA from Solanum tuberosum (potato), 961 nucleotides. Its product is annotated as protein CURVATURE THYLAKOID 1A, chloroplastic-like. Lineage: Eukaryota; Viridiplantae; Streptophyta; Magnoliopsida; Solanales; Solanaceae. The transcript is spliced from 5 exons. The record is from RefSeq and is a predicted model, not a curated record. Gene Ontology annotation, cellular component: chloroplast thylakoid membrane; thylakoid. The coding region runs from base 147 to 692 and encodes 181 amino acids.
AGGAUAUCAGAUAAUUAAGGUUUAAGUUAUGUGUGAGCUGCCAUUAUAAAAAAUUGUAAAAAAGUAUAGCUGGUUGCUACUUGUGUCAACUCCAUAUUUGAUAUAAGAAAAAGAAUUUUUUUAGAGAGAAAAAUUAGACGGCUAAAAUGGCUACAGCUUCUUCUGUUUCUUCUUCUUCUUCAAUGGAACGGAUCAUGUCACUUCCACAUUCCUCCAUGACCAUGAGGUUACGCCAUUCCAAUGUCCCUUCUUUGCUUCGUCUUUCUCCUCAAGCUGCUCGUUCAUCGUUUUCAUCCUCUUUUAGGUCACCCACAGGCUUUCGACGUUGCAUAGGUUCCAAGAGAUCUCCUAUCUUCAAGAUCAGGGCUUCCUUUUCUGAUGAGGAAACGUCUGAAUCUGAUACUCGCAUCAGAAAGGUAUUUUCCAAUGUAAAAGACACGUGGGACAGACUCGAAAAGAAACCCACAGUCUUUAUUUAUGGAGGUUCUGCAAUCCUUGGUCUUUGGUUGUCUUCAAUCAUUGCUGAUACAUUAGACUCCAUACCCCUGUUACCCAAGUUUUUGGAGUUGGUUGGGCUUGGAUAUUUUGGAUGGUUCGUCUACAGAUAUCUUCUCUUUAAGAGUGGACGGGAUGAACUGGGAAGAGAUGUUCAAGCUCUUAAGAAAAAGAUUACUGGAGAUGAAGAGGAAUAGCAGAAACCAGUUUCUGCAUUGCUGUUUUCUUACAAUCCAGAGUAGCUGAAAGAACAUCUGAACAAAUAAAGCUGAAGCUGGAAGCUUUUUUUUUCUAUUGUUCAAUUUAUAUUGUACACUCUUUUAUAUGAAGACAUUGUACAUUACAAACUAGUCAAUUUCUAAACCCCCUCCAACAAAAUUAAAAACAAGGACUCUGCAAAUGUUGAAAGACCCCACUUGGUUUUACAAGAGAUCAGCUUACUCGAAUGCAGAAUCGUGCACUCGCA